UCCCUUUGAUUUUUGUGGAAUGUUGAUCCCAGGCUCUCCGGCCGGAGCCCUAAGUUCCUUUUCCCAGCAGUCGGUCAAGGUGAAAGAAGACCUGUCACUAAAACCCCUUUAGCUCCUCAUGCCGCGCCAGAGGGCCUUCAGCCUGAAAGUUCACCUGGAGGAAACAGAGGAGAAUUUCCAAAUAAGAAGCUGCCAUGGUAACAUGACGAUAGCGCAGAUGAAAUCCAAACUGGAGCUGAUUACCGGCAUCCCCACCAACUACCAGAGGCUCUACUACAUCGAUGAAGGAGAAAUGCCUGACAACGUCACCCUGAAAUUCAACGGCGUAAUCGGUGGUGGAACGAUAAGGAUUAAAACCUGGUCUCAGGAUGGUUUGCAGAAUCUGUUCCGAGCUGCUGCACUUGGCAAUAUCCAGGAGGUAUCACUGCCUAAUGCAGAACUAGAAAUAGACAAUCUUCUAUCCCUCGGUGUUACCAAGCACAGCAAGUAUUCCACUCCGAAUUCGCAGCGGAUGAAAGUGGCCAAGAGAGCAGCCUGGAUUGCAGAGCGUAAUUUCAUAGCCCUGCUUAUCGCCUCUCACCGAGGGCACAUGGAUGUGGUCAGGUUCCUACUGAUGAAUGGAGGUGAUAGCAUUCAAGCCCUGCCACAUCUCUUGACCAUCUCUCAGUGAUUCAAAUUUGGUCCAGAAUUGCCACUUCGCACGCAAGAUGGAUUUCUGGAGAUCGUACCUGGACCUCUAUA
Molecule: messenger RNA, 741 nt
Organism: Mobula hypostoma (lesser devil ray)
Lineage: Eukaryota; Metazoa; Chordata; Chondrichthyes; Myliobatiformes; Myliobatidae
Product: ankyrin repeat domain-containing protein 60-like
Exons: 4
Coding region: 119-670 (183 amino acids)
Molecular function (GO): protein binding
Source: RefSeq, a predicted model, not a curated record